This is a messenger RNA of Peronospora matthiolae, 3726 nucleotides long. The record is from the annotation of a GenBank genome assembly. Lineage: Eukaryota; Oomycota; Peronosporomycetes; Peronosporales; Peronosporaceae.
AUGGUCUUCCCACUCGAUGGCGCAACGACGACGGCGACCGUCUCGUCGAGUCCUUUGUACCAAGCCGUGUCGACGCCAAGUCGAAGCAGCGCCCAGGACCGGGACGUCGUACCGGGCACGGACGACGUCCUUCGCAGUCGGAGCCACUCGCACGCUUUGUCGGCAAUUCUCGGCGCCAACGGACGCGUGUCGACGCCCUCGACGUCUGUCGUGAACUCCAUGGAUCGACGCGUUUCGAGUCAGCAGCUGCUGCCAGUUGCAGGCUCGACGACGCAGGUGCAGCAGACAAUGGAGGAGCGAGACGAGAAGACGGACACGCCAGCUGGACGCGUGCCGGCGCGCUGGCGACGGCAGCGACGGCGGUGGAGACGAGUUUUGUUCUGGAUCGGUGCAGUCUCGGUUUUAGCUGGAUGCUUUGCACUGAGCUUUGUUGUGCCAGAGCCAAUGGAGACGUUGGCACCGAUCGUGUUAGGAGCGGGCCUGAGUCUCUUGUCGACGUUGAUGGUGCUUGUGUCGUUUGUGAGGCGACGCCGGCUGCGACGAAAACCCAAUGAGUUGCUGGCAUUUGUCGCACUGAGUGAAUUUGGACUUGCGGUGCUUACGCUGGCUCACGUGCUGUCGUUGUGCAGUGCCAAGAAUGGCGAGUGCCGUCCAAUGGGGAUGACGGCGUGCACGAUUGCAGCGAGUCUCGAGAUGUUAUUGCUACUUGCAGGUGUUGGAUGGUUUGGCGCAGCGAUUUUGCACCUCUUUGUGUCAAUCUCGAAUCCGUUUGCUAGUUACAAGCGACAGUUGGUGCUAUAUCAUGUUGUCGUGUGGGGACUCUCGUUCAUUGCGUGUGUUGUGGCACCUCUGGUGCUCUUUUCGAACCACGUGGAGAGCAGAUUCCAACUCACGGACGCCGAAACUUGCCGAAUGGUAGCGUUGAUUCUUCCUUUGCUUCCUUCGGAUGCUGGAGACUCGAUGGAAAGCAGAACACGAAGGUUGGCGCAGUGGCAGGAGCUGAAUUUGAAAUAUUGGGGCGUCUUGAUUGCGAUCGUGGUCUUUGUUGUUGUUGCUGCUCAACUGGGCCUAGUAGUUGGCUGGUGGCGAUCGAACAGUGGCACGAUCAUUGCACUUAAAGCUCGCCGUCGUCUUAUGAAGCGCAUGGCUGUCUACGCCCAUGCUCUCAAUGCUAUGUGGCUCGUGGUGUUGGUGGUCUUUUUCAUCUAUCGAUCAAAUUACAAGGCACUCACUUACGUCCAGGUGGAAAAUGCGUCAGAGCACGUUGAUAAUGGGACGAACUUUAUCAACGCGUUAUUCCGCUUUGUUCUUACUGCCAAGGGAUUUAUUACUGGUGUCGUGUGGCUUAGCGUGAACAAGCCCUGUUGUGCGCUUGGACUUGCGUCUUGCGGCUUGCACCAGUGCAGAGACGAUGACGAAGGCCCAUCGUUGGCACAGUCUGCAUCAGGUUUAUCGCAGUCAGCGUCAUUGGCAUCUUCUCGCGGAGAAGUUGGGAUCCACAGAGCAAACAUGAUAUCGAGUACAGCAAUGUCAAUGGAGGCUGGUAUGCCAGCACCGCGUGAAGCCACGUUGCUAGCACAGGGUAUGUUGACUGACGAGGCCCAUGAAAGUGUGCGUGAAAGUGCUGCAUUACAGCUACGCGAGCAUGACCCGUUGCCAUCGGUAUCACCAGAGGUCGAUCGUCCAUUAGCAGGUCGAUCCAACCGCUCGUUGUCCUCUUCUUACGCUGCUUCUACUAUGGAGUCGUACGAGGCGUCACAGAACAACGAGACACUCCAGCGCGAGAUUAUUUAUUAUACGGUGUGUGGAAUUACUAAGGCCAUCAUUCGCUCAGCUGAACGCGCGAAAGCGGCAGCUCUCACGACUGGCAACGCAGGGACUGAACUUGGAGAGAAUAAGGUCCCCGGUGCGGUAUCGAGGGAUCGUGAGGGUACUGUGGUCGAAACGACACUUUUCGUGGGCGCUGAACGAGACUCGACACUGGUCAACAGCUCAUUUAUCUCGCACGUGCAAAGGGUGACUAUCCUUUCGUCACCUCGAUCGUAUUGUGAACCACGUGCCUCGCUACCUGUUGCUUCCAUUUGUCGUUCAGCAGCUGGAUUAGAUAGCGAUGGUCGUCGUCAGCGUCCACGUCCGACUUCAUUCACCGGAACAUCGACCUCAGAGUCCCGAGGUAAUUGGCGUCAACCGCUUCAGCUCCACCACAGUCGAAGUCAAGGAAGUCGACAUGCUGCCCGAUCCGAUGCCAACUUUCGUUCGUAUAGCCAAGCUCCAGGAAGGUUUUCUCUGUACCCAGUGUCUCAAGUGCCGUUCGAGUUGUUCGAGCAGGAGAUCGAACUGCAGAGCACAAGGUCUUCUGUCGACGAAGCUGCAGCAGAAAGUAAAUCAACCCGAGCAGCAAUGUUUGCGGGAAUACGCCGCACGGCUACAUCAGCUUUUACCCAGGGACGUGGCGUGUUCCGUAGUCGCAGUGAAAGUGCUGAAGCUUCUUUCACUGCAGCUUCUGCUAGCAGUGGAGUGGGGCGUGAGUUUUUACCGGAUGAUCCAAAGCCUAAGGUAUUUGUGGACUACGCACCUCGUGAGUUUCGAGCCAUUCGGUUGGCAUUUGGACUCUCGGACGAGAAGUAUCUGGCCAGCUUUCGAACAACGGCUAAAGAGCGUGUAAGUGCCGGGUCGAGUGGCGCGUUCAUGUUCUUUUCAGGUGACAACUCGCUGCUUGUAAAGAGUCUCAAGGAGAAAGAAUGCCGUGCCCUUGUGGAUAUGGCUCCUGAAUACGCGCGCUAUUUAACAGCAAACCCGCAUUCGAGACUUAUCCGCUUCUUUGGCUGCCACCGUGUGCGUCUCUACGGUCGCAACUUUUAUUUUGCUGUUAUGUCGAACGUAUUGCACCACGAACACCACACUGCUACGAUCAUUGAAAAGUAUGACGUCAAAGGAUCGUGGAUCGAUCGCCGGGCGCGCCGACCGCAACGUGGUGAUCGGGUCACGUGUGCAGAAUGUGACGCAACGUAUGUGUUUGGAGGCUGUGACGACGACGGCAAUGCGGCGAGUACUGCGCUGGAUUCGAAUGGUGGAAGUGCAUCAGGAAUGGAAGACUGUGCGCAGUUCCCGUUCCAUGUGCACCGACCGGAUGUUGUGCUCAAGGACUUGGACUUAGACCGCUCAUUGCAGCUCCCUGAGUCCCUUGCAGCUCACCUGCACGCUCAGGUCGUGUCCGACAGUGGUUUUCUUCGCGACAUUGGAAUAAUGGAUUAUUCAUUGCUCAUUGGUGUCCACAAGUGUCAUCUUCGCGCUCCACGUCCAGGGUACAUGAACGGGCGUGUAGGGAUACCGUCAGAUACUGGCGAAACACCGAACCACAAGCUAAACGUUGCCGAUCCCAAUAGUGGUGCGAACCUUGCUCCGCUUGGGGAAGACGAGGUCUAUUUCGUUGGGAUCAUCGACAUUCUACAACAAUGGGAUUGGGAGAAGCAGUUUGAAAAGGCUGGCAAGGUGCUGCUGGGCAAGUCAGCUCGAGGAAUUUCAGCUGUUGCACCCGCAGCGUACUGCCGUCGGUUCCAAGCACGUUGUAGUCAAAUUCUACUCGGUGGCCCAGCUUCCGAAGACAUGGAUCUCGACUGGGAGGCAGAGACGAAUGCCGUGAAUGGUAAAGAGACCAAGUCUCGGUCAAAUUCGAAGGAGGCUGAGGAGAUUGAAAUGACCAACUUCAUCAGUGAGAAAGCAUGA